CAUCUUCACCGUCAAGCCAAGGCCCUUUUUGUGUUCUUUUUAUUUUUACACCAAACCCACCUUCUUCAUUUUCUCUCUAAAAGUUUGCACUCUUUCUACGCUAAACCCUCUCUCUCAUCUUGUUUAUUUCUUCGUAUCCGAGAAAAUAAACCGCAGAGAGGAGGGAAAAGAAUGGCGACGGAUCAAGAUGGGUUGAAGACGUGUGUUGUUUUGGGAGGACGAAGCUUCGUUGGCCGAUCGCUGGUCGGAAGGCUGUUGAGACUCGGUAACUGGAUCGUCCGAGUUGCCGAUUCCGCUAUAUCCCCCGAACUCGACGCCUCCGACUAUGAAUCCGACUCGCUACUGUCCCAAGCCCUAUCCUCCGGCCUUGCCUCCUAUUACCGCGUCGAUGUUCGCGAUAAGUUUCAGAUCACCAAAGCUAUUGAAGGUGUGUCAGUUGUAUUCUAUACGGAUACUAUGGAUUCACACCCUCCCGAUUUGUUGUUUUGCUAUGCAAUCAUUGUUCAAGGUGCAAAAAAUGUCAUUAGUGUCUGUCAGGAGUGUAAAGUCAAGCGACUAAUAUACAACAGCCGUGCUGAUGUUGUUUUUGAAAAGGGGCUUGAUAUUGAAAAUGGAGAAGAGUCCUUGCCUUAUGCUGGUAAAUUUGAGAACAUGUUCAUUGAUCUUAAGGCUCAAGCUGAAGCUCUUAUCUUAGCUGCUAACAAUAUUGAUGGCCUUCUUACAUGUGCACUUCGUCCUAGCUAUGUUUUUGGACCAGGGGAUAAACAGCUUCUGCCAAUGGUUGUGAAGAUGGCAAAGUCUUGGUGGGCUAAGUUUAUUAUAGGGAGUGGUGAUAAUAGAUUAGACUUCACCUAUGUGGAGAAUCUUGCCCAUGCCCAUAUCUGUGCUGAAGAAGCUCUAACUUCCAAGACGACUCUUGUGUCUGGCAAGGCCUUCUUCAUCAAUAAUCUUGAGCCUAUGACGUUCUCAUUUUUCACAUCUAUGGUCUUGGAGGGAUUGGGGUAUAAAAGGCCAAUGUUAAGGCUUCCUUCUAUUAUGAUGAAAUGCAUUCUUUCUCAUGUGAAGAGCAUCCAUUUAAAGAUAAACAGUGGGAAGCUUGAUGACUAUGCGACAGUUUAUAAUUUUUUUGACUUGGCAUUGUGCAGUAGGACAUUUAACUGCUCUGCGUCACAGAAGUAUUUAAGAUAUUCUCGAAUUGUUCCAAUGGAAGAAGCAAUUACAACAACUGUGAGGUCAUCCCCUCAUUUAGUGAAGGACUCGUUUUAUUCAAGGUAUUCUGAUUAUGAUGAAGAAUCAAAAGUGCAUAAGCGGUUAGGCGGUGGAAAAGUUGCAGACGUUUUGCUUUGGAGAGAUGAGAAGAUAACAUUCACUCAUUUUCUGCUAUGGUUUUUGAUAUAUUACUGGUUUUUCCUGUCUGGAAGAACUUUUGUUUCAUCUCUUGCCAUUCUUUUGCUGCUAAUUGCUACGAUGCUUUGUGCAUACAGCGUUCUGCCACCAGUCGUAUAUGGGAUCACUGUUCCAAGAAUAUCGUGGUCUUGUUUUGAGAUUUCGGAAGUGGAUAUGAGAAUCUGUGUCUCAACAAUAGGCAAUAUGUGGAAUAGAAUGAAUCACGGAACAAGGUUGCUGGCCCAAGGAGAAGACUGGUGUAUGUUUCUGAAGGUGUCCGGGCUUCUGUACUGUUUGAAGCUGAUUGUUUCAGUUUCAUUGACUGCUAUCCUUGGCGUAGCCAUAGUCCUGGUGUUCUCAAUUUUAUUCAUUUAUGAGCAAUACGAGGAGGAAGUUGAUGGGGUGGGCAAGGUUUUAUUCAGCUGUGGAAUGAGUGGCCUUUCAUUUUUGUCAAGGAACUCGCCCAUGCCCUUGGCCUCGAUCCUCUCCAACUUUGAAAUGUCUCUGAAGAGAAAGGAUUUAGACUAAAUAAUCAGCAAGAGAAGUAGCAUUAGUCCUCCCUCUCAAACUGUUCUACUGCCAGCCACAAGUUAAAGUGGGUCUGUUUCCUGACUGUAUAUAACUGAUAUUCUAGAUUUGGUUAGUACUUGUACAAGGCAAGAAAUUGGAGAGAAAGAGAGGGAGUGGUUACUUGUCCCUUUCCUACUAGUGUACUGUAUUUGCGUAGCAGAUAUAUUUUGGUUUUUUCGAUUCGUAAUACAAAAUUACAAUUCAUCAUUCCAUAA
Messenger RNA from Ipomoea nil (Japanese morning glory), 2171 nucleotides. RefSeq names its product 3beta-hydroxysteroid-dehydrogenase/decarboxylase. Gene Ontology annotation, biological process: steroid biosynthetic process. Gene Ontology annotation, molecular function: 3-beta-hydroxy-Delta5-steroid dehydrogenase (NAD+) activity. The record is from RefSeq and is a predicted model, not a curated record. The transcript has 12 exons. Bases 172 to 1914 code for a protein of 580 amino acids. Lineage: Eukaryota; Viridiplantae; Streptophyta; Magnoliopsida; Solanales; Convolvulaceae.